Messenger RNA from Trichoderma asperellum CBS 433.97, 1838 nucleotides. RefSeq lists its product as uncharacterized. Lineage: Eukaryota; Fungi; Ascomycota; Sordariomycetes; Hypocreales; Hypocreaceae. Gene Ontology annotation, molecular function: hydrolase activity. The record is from RefSeq and is a predicted model, not a curated record.
GCCUCUUCUGCACGACGUUACUAUUUCUUUGUUUCCCUCGGCCUCUAUUGAUUCGAAUCAGCAAAUUCAAUCACCCAUCGCAUCUUCACAAUGCGUCGCCUCUUUUUCGGAAGCUUCGUUCUGUCGGCCGCACUUGGAGCCAAUGCGGCUCCAGUCACUGGCACUGACUCCAGUUGUCUACCUGUUGUAGACUUGGGAUAUGAACUGCAUCAAGCCCUCUCCUACAAUACCACGACGCAAGCCUACACAUUCCAGAACAUUAGAUACGCCCAGCCUCCCGUUGGUGACCUUAGAUUCCGAGCCCCAGCUCACCCGAAAACGAACCGAACGUCUGUCCAAACCGGCUCCGAGUUGCGAUUCUGCCCUCAAGGCGUCCCAGUUUGGCAGGGUGACGCAUAUACCCCCAUCGGCAAAUACUCAAGCCCAGCCAACGCGUUUACACUUCAGGCUUGGGAGGAGAGCAUCAAGGACGGUAAGCCGUUGUCAGUUGACUGGAAUGCGGGCGCUCAAGAAGACUGCCUCUUCCUUGAUGUCCACGUAACCAAAAAGGCCUUUGAACAGGCGAAGUCGAAGUCAACAUCGUGUGGAGGUGGCGGAGCCCCUGUACUUGUCUGGAUUCAUGGUGGUGGCUUCGCUCUCGGCUCCAAGACUGGAACACCAACUCCUGGUUACGAUCCCGUUGGUCUUUUUGAACAUGCUGCUGCAAAUUCUGAUCAAGGUCUCGUCUUUGUUGCACUCAAUUAUCGUCUUGGGGCCCUCGGAUUUAUGGCAGGCACUGAAAUUGAAAAGGAUGGAAACCUGAAUGCAGGCCUUCUCGAUCAAAAGUUUGCCCUGCAGUGGGUUCAAGACAACAUCCACCUGUUUGGAGGUUCCAAAGAGCGCGUCACCCUAAUGGGAGAGUCUGCAGGCGGCGGCUCAGUCCUCCUCCACAUGACUGCGAACCAUGGCAAGGGCUCUGGUCUGUUUUCUCAAGCUAUCCCGCAAAGCCCAGCCACCAUCCCCACGAUGCAGGUGGUAAAAGACGGCUAUAGCCAGUUUCUGUCGUAUCUCAACGUCACCAGCUUGGAAGAAGCCCGAGCUGCUGACACGAUAGCCGUCAUUGCUGCCAAUGCUGCGCAGAUUGGAGCCGCGGCAACCACGACUUAUAUCUUUGGCCCUGUGAUUGACGGCAAAUACAUUACAGAUUCCCCUGCCAAACUGAUUAAAGAUGGGAACUUUGACAAAUCUGUAAAGGUAUUGGCUGGCCAUAAUAUGUUUGAAGGCGCGUUCUUCUUCGAUCCUAAUGUAACCACCAAUGACGAGUUUAGCACCUGGAUCAGUCGAUCAUUUGCCGGCCUUACGAACAAGGAUAUCACUCAUCUAGCCACCUCGCUGUAUCCCCCGCAGUUUGACGGAUCUCUGGGAUACGUCGACAUGGAUACUCGGCAAAUGAAGCUCUGGAGCGAAGCUGUCAUUGACUGCAACUAUUAUUGGGUUGGGCAAGGCGUCCGUGACAAGGGAUAUGCUUACGAAUUCGGCAUCUCUCCAGGAUUCCAUAUCCAGGACCUCAAGUACACCUUUAACGACCCCACGUCUCCGGCGCCGUGGCCCAAGGCCCAGGACGCUCUGCAAGAAGCCAUUGUUACUUUUGUGCAGGGGGGAGUCCCUGAAUUCACUAACCAUGAGGCUUUCCCGCAUCUUGGUUCGCACGGAACCAUUGUGAACAUAACGUCUCAAGGGGCCGUUGAAACGACCAGGAAGGUGAAUGCCACGAGGUGUGACUGGUGGGCUAAACUCUCUCAGUGAUUGAGAUCUGAGAUCUGAGAGACAAGAGGAUUCAAGUUAAUUUAGGAAGGAUU